Molecule: messenger RNA, 1158 nt
Organism: Ramularia collo-cygni
Lineage: Eukaryota; Fungi; Ascomycota; Dothideomycetes; Mycosphaerellales; Mycosphaerellaceae
Product: related to isopenicillin N synthase and related dioxygenases
Exons: 3
Coding region: 1-1158 (385 amino acids)
Molecular function (GO): dioxygenase activity
Source: RefSeq, a predicted model, not a curated record
AUGUCUACCUUGGGAAACGAAGCAUCUACCCAAGUGGAGGAAGACGCGAAAGUCGUAUACUUCCACUCCGGCUCGGGUCCCAGCUACCGAAAGGUCAAAGCAAGUGGUGGUAACUCCACUAGCUUCACAUCCAUACCAACCAUAGACAUCUCUUCGAUCAACUCGCCGGACCUUGCAAUCCGUAAAGCGCUUGCUGGGGAAAUUUACAAAGCUUGUGCGGAAACCGGCUUCUUCUACGCAAGUAACCAUGGAGUCCCAAUGGAGCAACAAGAGAACGUCUUCGAGACAAUGAAAAAGUUCUUCGAUCUACCAUUGGAAACCAAGAUGGACGCCCAUGCGCACAAAAAUGCCGCUAUCAGAGGGUAUGAACCAAUGUUGGAGACUCAGCUGGAUCCCCGCACAAAAGGCGACAUUAAAGAAGCAUACACAAUCGGAGACUGUCCUCUUGAGCCCGAGCAGUCAUAUGAAACCAAAACAGGUCAGGCACCACCGCCACACCUCAAGAAGCCUCAAAAUGUAUGGCCCUCCAAGGCUCCAGAGUUUCGAAAGGGAAUGUAUGCAUACUACGCAGCAAUCUAUCCCCUUGCAAUGUCUCUUGUGCGUCUUUUCGCCCUCGCCUUCGACUUGCCCGAAACGGCAUUCGACUCGGACUUUUCAUUCCCGAUCUGGGGCCUGCGAGCUCUACACUACCCUCCAAUGCCUGCGGAUAGCGAAGAACAUGCGAACGGACUUGGCGCGCACGCGGACUUUAGCUGGAUUACUCUGGUCUUACAAGACGAAGUAGGUGGUUUGGAGGUGUUGAAUCAGGAUGGAGUCUGGGUGGAAGCUCCCCCAAAACCAGGAACAUUUGUCGUUAAUGUUGGACAAUAUCUUGAGAGACAGACGAAUGGGAGAUUYCCUGCCACCGUACAUCGGGUACGGAACAAAACCGGGCAAAGAAGGUACUCGAUCCCGUUCUUUCUGAGUCAAAACCCRGAAGCCAUGGUAGAAGUUCUGGAAAGCUGUGUCGAAGAGGGCGAGACUCGUCCACCACCGACUAAUGUUGGAGACCUUUACAUCAAACGAGUUCUGCCGGCAAGGAAGAAACACCCGACAAGCAUCAAGUAUCGCGACGUCCCGGAGUCAGAGUGGAGAUAUGAUUUCUUGUACGCAGAUUGA